AAAAAGUCAAUUAGACAAACUAAGGGUAAGCCGUAACAAAAAAAUGAAGUACACAAAAACAAUGUGAAAACCAUUCUGAAUAAUAAAUCAAUAUUUCCAAUUUCAUAUUAUUCCUGCUUAUUGGAUACUAAUCUAUAUUUAUAUAACAUGCAUACACACACACACACAACAAACUUAACAAAAUAUUAUCCAAACUGAAUUUAUUCAUUACAUAAGAUCGAUGUUUAAAAUAUUUCAGAAUAAACUACACCAUAGAGCCAACCUUGAAUUUUUUAAAAAAUUACUACUUAGCUAGUAGCAUAUAUGGAUUCAUAAUAAACGCUGAACAGAAAUGAAUUUAAUCUCCAUUAGUCUAUUGCUAUUUUUAUCUAUUGCAUCAUUAUCAAUUAUGCCAGUGGUAAUUACCGAAUUCAGUAAUCUUUAUAUUCCAAUUGAAUUUAAUGAAAAUAAUCAAAUGUUCCUUCGGUUGGAACAAUUUAAGCUUGUAUUGGAUAAGGACGAUCAGUUGACAGUGAAAGAUGGUGACUGUGUAACAACAGUGGAUUUGGCUGCACCGAAUGCCAAAGAAAUUAAAGCUCACAAAGCACAUAGGCAAGUGACAAGAAUAUGUACAUCAUGGUAUAGCAAAAACGUGGCAAAAAAGUCUAAUUCAACCGUUAAAAAGUAGUACAUUUUACUAAAAUGUGAAAAUUUUACUUUGCAAAAAACAUUUCAAUAAAACUGAUUAUUGAUUGUA
Molecule: messenger RNA, 736 nt
Organism: Schistosoma bovis
Lineage: Eukaryota; Metazoa; Platyhelminthes; Trematoda; Strigeidida; Schistosomatidae
Source: the annotation of a GenBank genome assembly